Molecule: messenger RNA, 1876 nt
Organism: Chaetomium strumarium
Lineage: Eukaryota; Fungi; Ascomycota; Sordariomycetes; Sordariales; Chaetomiaceae
Exons: 3
Coding region: 191-1498 (435 amino acids)
Biological process (GO): poly(A)+ mRNA export from nucleus
Cellular component (GO): nucleus
Source: RefSeq, a predicted model, not a curated record
CUUGGUUUCUCAACCAUCUCCCAAAAGCGACUCUACGUACUUUCACCGAACCGACUUUAAGUGAACAGCAGCAACAGAAGCACGCUACGAUCACUUUCCAACGCGCCUCCCCUAUACCCCCAGCGAACACCGAGAUAAUCUUUCAGCUGGUCGCCAUCGGCGCUCGAAUCCGCGUCUAGUUCACUCCGACAUGUCGGACGCCAACUCUGCAGCCGGCUCGCGAGCUGGUUCCCCAGCCGAACCUGCGGCGCAUUUGGACACGGAUCAUCACGAAACUCCUGCUGAUACUCCUGACGACGAUGCCGGAAACAUGUCCGACAAGGAUUCAGAUCUCCUCUCCGAGAUCGACGAAGAUCAAUUCGAGGACUAUGAUCCCACCCUCGAAGAGAGACCUGUUGAGAUCGACGAGAAUGUCGCGAUGACAUUAAAGGCUGCCAAGCGCAAGCGGACAGAUGGCGAGACCACGAAGAAACCGAAAGAAGGGCGCAGGCCGAAGAAGCGGGCGCGAGCAAAUGACGACGACGGUGGUGAGCUCCCGGAGAGAGAGAGUCGGCCGCGGAAGGCACGCGCCACAGCCGGUGAGCGACGGGCUGUAGCGAAUGAAGUCGAGGAGGAGGAAGUGAACGAGGAGAAUCUCACGCCGGAAGAGCGUCGACGUCGCGCGAUCCAGAGAGCCAUGGACAACGCUUUGAAGAAUCCGACGAAGCGGAGACGCAAGAAGGACGAUAUCGACCUUGAAGACCAAAUCGACCAACAAAUAGCAAACCUCAAGAUCGCGAUGGAGAAUGCGUGUAUCGCGGACAACGAAGCGCGCGAGAAAGGCAUGGCUGCUACACAAAAGCUCAAGCUUCUCCCGCAGGUCACAGCGCUUCUCGAGCAAACCUCGGUGCAGGAUUCCGUCCUUGAUCCCGAGAUCAACUUCCUCCAGUCCGUGAAGUACUUCCUAGAGCCUCUCAACGAUGGCAGCCUGCCUGCCUACAACAUCCAGAGGGAUAUCUUCAAUGCCCUCACCAAGCUGCCAAUCAACAAAGAGGUCCUUCUGAGCAGCGGCAUCGGCAAGGUUGUCUACUUCUACACGCGGAGCAAGCGGCCGCAGGCCGGCAUCAAGCGCAUUGCCGAACGUUUAGUCGGCGAGUGGAGCCGCCCAAUCUUGAAGCGAACUGAUGACUACAAGAAGCGGAGAAUCGAGACUCGCGACUUUGACUUUGCUGCAGCGAAACUCGCCCAGCGCCAAGAAGCCGCCUUGUCGGGCUCACAAAUGCUGCUCACCCAGCGGCCGGCGGACAAGACGCGCCUGGAGCUCGAGCGCGAACGCAUGCUCGCACCCGAGGUCAAGAGGAACCGCGCCCAGCCCGCGGCGCUCCCGGCGAGCUACACCAUCGCCCCUCGCAGCACCUUCGACGCGUCCCGAGAUACCAACGACGCUCGUCCCAUGGGGGCUGGGACGAUGGCGGCGUUCAAGAGGAUGACGCAGAAAGGAAAAGGUGGCAGGCGCUAGCUUGUAUGCUCGCUAUAUACAUGGGCGAGAAAUCGGGGCGAAGUUUGUGUACUCCACGAGCAUAGGGAGGCACCGAGCGUAACGGGGCUUUAGCGUAGAUUGGACUUUCGUGGCCGGCUUUUCUUUCUGGUGUUCUGGCACGGACAUGCUAUUACGGGAUGCGGUUAUGGGUUGACACUACGCAUAAGAGGUCCUAUAGCCUCAGUAAUCGGACGUUACCGGUUGCAUUCCUUCGUUUUUACCUUGUCUUUGUUUUCAUGGUUGCUCCCUUCGCCAGGUAUGUCUGAGAGGACACGAAUAGUAUCAAGUACUGGCAUAUUACAAUCUGGAUCCCCUCUUGAGUCCGCAAAGCAAAGCAUCACCAGCCUAGCAUUGACA